Messenger RNA from Thlaspi arvense, 802 nucleotides. The record is from the annotation of a GenBank genome assembly. Lineage: Eukaryota; Viridiplantae; Streptophyta; Magnoliopsida; Brassicales; Brassicaceae.
UUAGUCUCAGAUCUGAAAAAAUCAAAAACUAAAAAUUGCUGAUCGAUUUGCUUAAUCAUCUUCAGAAAAUGGAGAAUGGAUUGGAUUUAACACUGAGGUUGGGUUUGCCGAGUCCGACUGUUACACACCUGAGCUUCAACACUCCCACCACUGAACAGGGGAUCAACGUCGACGGUCGUCAUCGCCGUCACAUUCUUUUGGACGACGAUGAAGUGAUCGACAACGAAGAAGGUGCAAGAAACAACGUCAACGUUAAUAUAAGAUACUACAGUCUAAUCUUCAACCGCUUCGCCGGCAUCGGCGAGACCUUGAAUUUCGCUCCUUAUCCGACGCGUCCGUAUCCGGCUCCGGCGCCGGCGAUUCCUGUUGCGGGGAGUGACUAUGUUCUGAUUGAUGUUCCAGCUAGGAGAGCGCAUCGUAAUAACUCAUUGGCGAUGGAAAACGCUCUGGACGCAAACGCAAACCCAAAGCAGCGUCGCGGCUGUGGUGGCUGCUGCGGCGGAAGGAUUAACGUGACGAGGAGGUGUACGAACCUGAAUUGCAACGCGAUUGCCACUCCUAUGUGGCGAAGAGGUCCUCUUGGUCCUAAGACAUUAUGCAACGCUUGUGGGAUAAAGUUUAGGAAGGAGGCAGAGAGGAGAACCAGAAGGACUUGAGUGAUUGUUUGUAUUAAGCAUAGUAUUUAUCGAUGUUUCUGAUUAAGCUUUGUCAGAGGAAAUCUCAAUGUUGGAGGUUUAAGAAAAUUUCUUCAUUUACAAAUUUUGUAAAAUUAUGAAUUCGCAGUUUCUUGUAUGAAAAAAAA